CCUCUGCAUUUGACCCAUCCUAGUUACUUAGGAGCAGUGGGCAGCUGCAGUGCAGCGCCCGGGGACCAACUCCAGUUCUGAGGCCAGUGCAACUUCAGGAGUGCACCUAACAAGCAUGUCUUUGAGUGUGGGACGAAACCGGAGUACCUGGAGUAAACCCACGCGAACACGGGGAGAACAUGCAAACUCCACGCAGAGAGGAUCCGGUCAGAUCCGGAUUCGAACCCGGAACCUCCUUCUUGCGAGCGGGGGACCUACAUGAAGUGGGUGUGGUCUGGUGGUCUGAGGACGAAUCCUUCAGACCCUCGCAUGAGAAGGGGGGCAGAGUGGUCCCAGUUCCCAUUGUAGCGCCCUGCCCUUUUGCCCACCCCUUACUCCACCCUCUCCCCCUGAAAAACAACCCACUGCACCACCCCAUCCUCCCCGAGUCUCAAAGAUGGACAGCAAAGUUAAUAACCCGCCAGGCUGUCACUACAACGAGACUGUUGAGUUCUUCUACAACCACAGCGGCAAGCUGAUCAGCCCAACAUGGCGAAAGCGCGACUUUCUGGUGGUCGGCUUGGGGUUGACCGUCUGCAUCAUCGUCAUCCUGGCCAACAUCCUGGUCAUGACUGCCAUCAUCAUCAAUCGCCGAUUCCACUUCCCCAUCUACUACCUGCUGGGUAACCUGGCGGCGGCCGACCUCUUCGCCGGAAUCUCCUACCUGUACCUGAUGUUCCACACGGGGCCCUGGACCGUGAAACUGAAAAAGCAGGAGUGGUUCAUCCGCCAGGGGCUCAUCGACACCAGCCUGACCGCGUCGGUGGUCAACCUCCUGGCGGUGGCGGUGGAGCGCCACCAGACCGUCUUCACCAUGCAGCUGCACAGCACCAUGACCAACCAGCGGGUGGUCCUGCUGAUCGUGGGGAUCUGGGGGUUGGCGAUCAUCAUGGGCCUGGUGCCCACCAUGGGCUGGCACUGCAUCUGCGACCUGGAGGGCUGCUCCACCAUGGCGCCCAUGUACAGCCGAACCUACAUGGUCUUCUGGGCGGGGCUCAACCUGCUCACCUUCUCCAUCAUGGUGGCGGUGUACACGCGCAUCUUCAUCUAUGUGCGGCACAAGAGCCACCGCAUGUCACAGCACACCACCCAGGUGCGCCACAGGCAGACCGUCAUCAACCUGAUGAAGACCGUCUCCAUGAUUCUGGGUGCGUUUGUGAUUUGCUGGACCCCGGGGUUGGUGGUUCUGCUGCUGGACGGGCUGGACUGUGUGAGCUGCAAGGUGCUGAAUUAUGAGAAGUACUGCCUGGUCCUGGCCGAGUGCAACUCGCUGAUGAACCCCAUCAUCUACUCGUACCGCGACAAGGACAUGCGCCGCACCUUCAAGCGCAUCCUGUGCUUCCUGUGCAGACGGUCCUCCGACCAGGAGGGGGAGCAGUCCGGCGUGCACUUCAACACCCUGGAGCAGGAGAAUCACAAUCGUGAAACAGACUCGGCAAAGAACGGGAAUAACGGCGCCCAGCUCUUAGCUUUGCAGAAUAGCGGCGAGCCCCUUCCUUCAUGAGGGGAGAUUGACGGGCAGAGGGCGGAGCCAAGACAGACAGCCUCCUGAACUCCGCCCCCUCACAAUCUUGAUUGGACUGUUGUGGUGUCUGCUGUGUAUUUGAAUGCCUCUUCUAUGUGUGUGUGUGUGCGUGUGUGUGUGUGCACGUUUGUAAGUCCAAGUGCAACACAAGAGGGUGAAAGUGCUUGUUGUCUACAUUUUAAAAUAUAUUUUUUGGACUUGGAAAAUCUAUAUUCUUGUUCCUAACGUGUGUGAGUGGGUCACAGCAGGUACUGCACACACACAAACAAGCUCAAAUUCGGUUGGACAGAGGAGAAGCUCAGUGUUGAAGUGUUGCUUCUUUCUCUAACUUCCUAGACAUUUAUGUCUAACGACAACCAUUUCUGAAUGAAGUUCGCUUGUUACCGUGUAUUGUGAUUUCCAUAUCCCAAAGCUACAUCUGGUUCCAGAAACUGAGAGAUUUCCCAAGAUUCCUUUGCAACUAAUUGACCCCAGCUGCUGAGCAACAGCAUGCACCACCAAUCUGCAAUGUACACAAGUGCAUGGUGCAUUCCUUUAUUACUAUAGUGUUCUGGGUUGGGCGCUGGGCUUGUAGAUUCCCCAGCUAAUACAAAACGUUCUCACAACUUUGCUGGAAAUGCAGUGGCAAUGUUAUAACAUUGGCAAAAAAAACGUUCUAGUAACAUUGUGAGAACAUUUUCUGUUAGCCGGGAGGUUGCAAGUUCAGUUCCCAGGUGGGACACUGCAGUACUCUGCCUGAAUUGUUUUGGACAAGCGUGUCAGCUCAGUGUCAGAAUGCAGUUUAGGGAAAGUGAGAGAACGGACGAAAGGAAUCGGCUCCUUCUCCCUCUCUUACUGCACCUGUACCCUCACCUGCUGCCUCUUUUUCUUGCCAGUUAAUCUUUUUUUUUCUAUUUAUGAAAAAAGGGGAGAAAAAAACUUUCUGAUCAUUCCACAACUAUGUGCAGAGUGAUCAGCUGGUUAGUCUUUCCACUUCUCCAAAUGACUCUGGGGCUUCUUGACUAGCCGGCAGUCUUAUUGCACUGUAUCCACUGACCAGAGGAGGCGCUAGCUUGCUCCAGCACACUGGUUUUGUGUGAAACGCUCAACGAUAUUUGGCAAGAUCCAUUCUGCCAUUCUCCGGACCAAAUUUAUAGAAAAAAACAAACAUUGCAGUUAUAAAAUACCAAUGACAUUACUUAAUAUAUUAGUAAUUACAUAAAAUAAAUGAGCUUAAUACCCUUUUCUGUUAGGGUGGUUGGGGAAACUACACAUGAAAGGGCACUUCAUUGAAAGCACCCAGUUUAUCAUAUAAUAGGAGGGGAUAUUUUGACUGUCUGUGUGAUGGUUGUAUCCCCAGAUUCUUAGAUCAAAGUUUUCCUGCAAAGAUAAAAGCAAAAUGAGCCAGCAUACUGCACUGCAAAAGCCAAACAAAAAAGUCUGUCUUAAACAUUUUCAUCUUAAAAUGACUUAAAAUUUUAUUUUUCCACCAAAGAAGAAAAUCUUUUCUUGCUUCAAAUUACUUUUUGCUUGAUGUGAAAUUGGCUUUCCCCAUUGGAAAAUCUUGAAAUGAGUCAAACAGUCCCACCUCAUUAGCAAUAUUUUCUGGCUUACUUUACCAUAAAAAGUAAUAGAAAUAAGACUUUAAGUCUAAAUGUAAGACUAAAAUACUUGUGUGACUAUUUUUUUUGGUUUUUGCAGUGUGCAACUGUAUGGUUCUAUGGGAUAGUUCACUAUAAGGGUUUUAUUUUUUACUUUCAACAUACAGUGUUUCAGGUGGCUGUACAUGUAAGCAUAUUAAUAUUAUAGUGUUUACUCACGAUUGUAAGCAUAAAUGUAUAAAUAAAUUAAUGUUUUUUAUUA
Molecule: messenger RNA, 3406 nt
Organism: Anguilla rostrata (American eel)
Lineage: Eukaryota; Metazoa; Chordata; Actinopteri; Anguilliformes; Anguillidae
Product: lysophosphatidic acid receptor 2-like
Exons: 4
Coding region: 437-1543 (368 amino acids)
Biological process (GO): regulation of metabolic process; adenylate cyclase-activating G protein-coupled receptor signaling pathway
Cellular component (GO): cytoplasm; plasma membrane
Molecular function (GO): lysophosphatidic acid receptor activity
Source: RefSeq, a predicted model, not a curated record